Molecule: messenger RNA, 2361 nt
Organism: Polypterus senegalus (gray bichir)
Lineage: Eukaryota; Metazoa; Chordata; Cladistia; Polypteriformes; Polypteridae
Product: granzyme A-like
Exons: 5
Coding region: 3-755 (250 amino acids)
Biological process (GO): proteolysis
Molecular function (GO): serine-type endopeptidase activity
Source: RefSeq, a predicted model, not a curated record
UCAUGAAGCUUCUGACCAUAAUCACCAUUUCUGCUCUUUCUCUCUUCUUAUUCAGUCCUGGUGGGAUGUGUGAGAAGAUAAUUGGAGGUAGAGAGGUUGCUCCACAUUCAAGGCCUUACAUGGUCUAUCUUAGUGCUGACUGUGGAGGCGCUCUGAUUAAGGAGAAAUGGGUCCUGACAGCAGCACACUGUUACAGAAAGAACGGUAUGUAUGCAAUACUUGGAGCUCAUUCUAUUAAUGGAAAUGAAAAGGAACAGCAAAUGAUUGAUGUAGAAGAGCAAGUGAUCCAUAAACACUAUAACAGCUUAACCCAGGCUAAUGACAUCAUGCUGGUAAAGUUGAGCAAAAAAGCCACCAUCAAUCAGUAUGUACAGACACUUCGACUGCCUACUAAAGGGGUACAUCCUGGAGCAGGAACCAUCUGUAGGAUCGCAGGAUGGGGGAAAACUGAAUAUAAUGGGAACCCAGCCGAUGCACUUCAAGAAGUUACUGUCAAGGUUAUAAGCAAAGAAGAAUGUAAUGGAAGAGAUUCUUACAAUGGCAAAUUAACAACAAGCAUGAUGUGUGCUGGAGAACGAUACAAGGGAGGAAAGGAUGUCUGUCAGGGUGAUUCAGGUGGUCCACUAAUAUGUGGUGAUACUUACACAGGCAUUGCUUCAUUUGGUGUUCAAUGUGGGAAGAGAAACUUUCCAGGAGUCUACACUCGCCUCAGUGACGAUUAUCUAGAUUGGAUCAAGAGAGAAACAGAAUACUGAAUGAUUUUGGUUUUGUUGUUUUUCAAUCGCAGGAAGUGAUUUUUUUUUUUAGUUUAUGCAACAGAUUUCAACUACAAACAAGCUCGAUUUAUAGUGUCACAUAGAGCUUAAAUGGACAAACAUUAUUCUCUAUAAGCCUCCAGAUCAUAAUGCCUAAGAAUUAAGACCAGCACAUCUUCAUUUAGACAAAAACACUCAAAAUUUGAAACAUGAUUAUUAUUGAAAAAUAACUACUGUUAAAAUAAAACAUGAAACAAUACACUUAUCUCACAAUGCAAUUCAUAUUGUGAUUCAGGCUUCACAAUACAAUAUCCUCACAAUGUGAAAUUUCCAUAAAAGAAAUGUAUGUUUAGUGUUACUUAUUAUUACACAUUCAUAAAUCAUAACAUUGCAAAAUAACUUAAAAUUUGUACACAAAUGCUUAUGCUUUAAUGAAAGUUUCUUUUUCUUAAAAUAAUCUUAAAUAUUUACAUAAAGUAUUUGAACUGCAGUAUUAUAUCAUGUAUUGUAUGUUAAUUAGCACAUUCAAGUAAGAAUUUCACUGUAUGCUGUACAUGAGACAAUAUCGACCUUAUUUAAUCAAAUUUAAAUGUAUUGUUUUGUUUUCUGGGUUAACAUCAAACUCUUACAAUGGCUGUCCUCUUAUUUCCCUCUUGAAUUCCUUACUCUCCCUGUUAGCUGUGGGUUCAGACUUGAUCUAUGAAGAACUUUUAAUGUUAUCUUUUUUUCAAUAAAAAUGAGAUUGUCAGCUGUCUGCAUGAAGCUCUGAGCUCUCCUCAGUAUCUCCUGCAGCUGAACUCACUCACUCACUGGCUACAGACGUAGCAGGGACAGACGUGUGAUUUGAGCAGAAAAGCAAGCUUUGGGAAUUCGUCUGCGUUCUCUCUCAAUGCUAGAGGACUGUUUGGAGCAAUGCUGUAUAGUUCCUCCUUGCUGUAAUCUACCCCCACUCUGAAUCGGUAUUGAUGUUUCGAGCACUCGUACUCACAUCUGUGGCUUGUGAGAGCUGCCGUUUGAGUGUAUCGCCUAAGAACUGCUCCAGUACUAUGAUAAGUUAAUACUUUGCCAGUCCCAAUACAGUUCAGUUUGAAAACAAUCCUGUGGAUUCAGUGGUACAUUUAAGGAACAAUGUUGCAAUUCAAUGUACUCAUCUCAGGAUGCGACUCAAUAAAUUAAGUGUGUGUGCAAAACACGUAAUUACGGUUCAAGUCCACUUUCAUGUGCGGGGAUGCCUCUGUUGUGCAUGCACCACCAUCAAGAUGGUGACUGACGAUUCUGUCAAAGUGCAGUCAGUUCAAUUAAAUUGUUAAAUUCCGAGCUUUCAGUGGAAGACAUUUUCGUUUGUCUUCGUUUCAGUCAUGUGGUAUGUUGUAAACACACAAUACAAGGCCACAUUUCAUUAUGGCAGUAUUUUGUAUCUCGAAAUUCAAUACAACAAAAUUUUGUCUUGUGCCUACUGAAAAUAGAUCAUCUAACCACUUUAAGAAAUAUAUGUGAGGCUUGUAUCAAAUGUAAUGUGCUCAUUUAUUUUAUGGUUUAAUAAAGAUAGAUAGAUAGAUAGAUAGAUAGAUAGAUAGAUAGAUAGAUAGAUAGAUAGAUAGAUAUG